Molecule: messenger RNA, 2946 nt
Organism: Bactrocera dorsalis (oriental fruit fly)
Lineage: Eukaryota; Metazoa; Arthropoda; Insecta; Diptera; Tephritidae
Exons: 1
Coding region: 137-334 (65 amino acids)
Source: RefSeq, a predicted model, not a curated record
AGUUAUGUUUCUUUCGAUAAAUCGGUUUGAAAUAUCGUUUACGAUAAGAAUCCCACAUAUAUAAUAUAUUUUGUUUUUAAGGACGAUAAAGUGUAGUAACUUAUGCAGUUGCCCUUUCAUAAAGGGGUUUAAAGGAAUGAAUGAGAAUUACAGCAAAGAUUGUUUGGGGCUUUGUUUAAGGAUAUCCGCACUUCACCAAACGUGGAAGUGGUUGCAUCAAACAAUCGCGUUACAUGAAUAUUUAAUAUCUGUAACUGCAGCAAGCUCGGCAGGAAAUUACUGUGAUAAGAAUUUGAUGUAUUUCAAGGUCGCCAAAGAACAUAAGAAAAAUUAAAAUAAACGUAUUCAACAUACUCAAAAAAAAAUCCGACACACCCCGGUGUUGGAUCGGCCAGGGUUAUUUUUUUUAAGUGCGUCCGAAGUCCGCCAAUGCAGAAAAUGGUGGGACGCGAAUGGACUAAUGUUUACCCUGUUUUACCAUUGUUGUAUUGCAAAUAAUCAUUAUGAUCCUUUUAUUAAGUUAUUAGAUUAAACAUAAGCCUUAAAACUUUUUUAUUACAAUGGAAAAUUUAUUUCAGAUCGUAUUUGUUUUCUGCGUUUGAGUUUUUAUAUCCAUUCUUAUUCGUUUGAUAAAUGUGUAAUUAUGGCAACACUUAAUAUCUGUAAACACGGAAUACUUUUGUUAUUGUGGAUGGAAUGAAGAUUGUGUAAAAUAUAAAAUGCUUAUUUUAAGCAAAUAACUAAAUAAAUACUAAAAAAAAUAAAUAUGUAGAAACAAUGUAAUGAAGUAUAAGUGCAUAAAAAGUGCAUAAUAUGAAAUAAAUAAUUACUAGAAAUCGAUAAAUUGCAAGAUAAAAUUUGCAAAAAUUUCAACUUUAAAUGCAAAUAUCUCGAAAAGUAUAAGUUUGCGGCGGCAACAAUUAUAUAUUUUCUUAAUCUGGAGCAUCAGCCCUAUUCAACCACUCACUUCACUUUUAACCCUGAAAUCGUGGGGUGGUGUACUAAAGUUUCCCCAAAAUAAAUUCUAUAGUUAUUUUUUUAACUUUUAUAUCCACUAACACUUCACUAAUUCGUUUUUAACCAUUUAUUUUAUAUUAAAUAGUGCGAAAAUAAAUUUUAUUCAACAUUAGUUUUCCGCAUAGAAUUCCUUUCUGCACUGGCGGCCUUCAAAAAAAUAACCCACGCUUCAAAAAAAUAACCCUUGGUCGCACCAACACCUGGGCGUGCUCAGUUUUUUUACGUUGAACUCCUUUUUGCCCGAUCCAACCCCGCUAUACGCUAUUUAGAAUAGAGAAUUCUAAAGAUUUUAUAUUACUUAUCACACGAUAAUGAAUUUAGUUAUGACCUCAUAAUCUUUCUUUUUUCUUAUUUUUAUUCCCUUACAAAAUAUGGCAACACUAAUUUUUUGGUUGUUUACAACCAUUUUCUUAUUUAUGAAUAAAUGGAGUUUAACUAAAGUUUGAUAUGGAAUUAAAGUUAUUUAUGCAUUAUCUAAUGUAUAAAAAUGAAUCGCAAAAAAAUUCGAAUAAGUGCCGGAAAACAGCCCUUUUCUUUUUCCCAUACAAACGAAUGAAUGUUUGUUUGUUAGUAAAGCUAAGAAAACGGCUGCACUAAUCUUGAUGAAAUGAAACGAAAUGGAUAGAGCACUUGAAGUCCUGCAACCUCUCCACCGGUGUGAGUAAGCUUUGGGCUACUGUCAAAGCUUUGUCUAAUCCGAAGAGACAUGACGACCGAGUUGAAGUUCAAUUCAAUGGUCAUGCCUCUUUGGACCCGAAGAAGUGCGCGAGCUAUUUUAGCCGGCAGUUUACACUGCACCCUUCGGUAGACAAAGCCAAGAGAUGUGUUAACCGACGGCUACGCAAAAUGCCAAACAACUGCGCGCCGCUUACUUUCACCGAUGAAGAGGUUCAGAGUGCCAUCAAAAAAGCAAAAUCGUCCAAAUCCAUUGGCCCUGAUGGAAUCAACAUGCUAAUGCUAAAGCAUCUAGGCUCGACGGGAGUAAGUUAUCUCACCAAGGUCCUCAUCCUGUCACUAACCACUCUUCAAAUACCUGAUGUUUGGAAAAUCAGACGAGUGGUGCCACUACUGAAACCUGGUAAAUCCGCCAACAAAGGGGAAUCUCAUCGCCCGAUAAUUCUCCUCUCUCCAGUAGUGAAGACACUUGAGGCCUUGCUACUCCCGACUUUCACUCACCACCUGAGCCUGGCCAGUCACCAGCAUUGAUUCCGAAAAGUGCACAGCACCACCACAGCACUUGGCGUCAUAAACGCCCAUAUAGUCCGUGGCCUCAACCAGAAACCACCUUGUGAGAGAACUAUCCUCGUAGAGUUGGACUUGUUAAAACCUUUGACACAGUCAACCAUACAACUCUACUACACGACAUAGAAAAAACAACGCUUCCUCCAGGGUUAAAGAGGUGGACCAUGAACUAUCUGAGCGGUCGUCAGUCAUCCGUACUAUUUCGAGAUGAAACAUCCAAACUAAGAAGAAUUAAACAGGGGGUUCCACAGGGUGGUGUCCUCUCCCCGCUACUAUUUAACUUCUACUACGACAUAGAAAAAACAACGCUUCAUCCAGGGUUAAAGAGGUGGACCAUGAACUAUCUGAGCGGUCGUCAGUCAUCCGUACUAUUUCGAGAUGAAACAUCCAAACUAAGAAGAAUUAAACAGGGGGUUCCACAGGGUGGUGUCCUCUCCCCGCUACUAUUUAACUUCUAUAUCUCUAAGAUAUUUUUGUACUGUAUGUAGACUUUUGUCAACACAAUAUUUGAGUUUUUAUUCCAUAAAUUUGUAGUUUUAUAUUAAUUAAUGGACUUUUUAAGUUUGUUGUUAUUAAAAAGAAGAUUAGAAUAAAACUGUAUCAACACAUUCUUCUAAAAAGUUUUUGUACUCUCACAUCGAAGAAAACAGGGGGUGUAUGUAGACUUUUGUCCGCCACUGUAUAUUG